AGAGAGAGAGAGAGAGAGAGAGAGAGAGAUGUGUGAUAAUCAGAUGGUACCUGUCUGCCAUUUCCAGUCAAACUGUCUGAGGAGAACCUGAAGAAUAUUCUGAGAGUUUGUGGAGAGAUAAGUCAUGAUGUCUGAUUCCAGGGUGUCCUCUGUCAUCCAGGAGUGGGUGAGCUCCUACCCGGGACAGGGCCAAGGCCAGGCCCUGAACCCCGUCUCCUCCAACCAGGCUGCCUCGGCCAACCAGAUGAAUCAGAUGGACAUGAUCUCGUACGGCCACCCUCAGGGGAUGAUGAGGGGCGGCGACGACAGAGUGGCGGAGCAGAUGAUGGGGCUGUCGUACCUGCCGUACACGACGUCCUGCCUCACCAACACCUCCAGCCCGUCCAGCACCAACCACCACCAGAGCAGCACUCAGCAGGACUUCUCCCCCUUCCUGCUGCCCACUCUGAGAGCCCCGGUGACCAAGAGGAGCAUCAGCAAGGACAGCGCAGAGUACCGGCUGAGGCGGGAGAGGAACAACAUCGCGGUGAGGAAGAGCCGGGACAAGGCCCGGCGGAGGAUCCUGCUGACCCAGCAGAGGGCCCUGCAGCUGCAGGAGGAGAACCAGAAGCUGCAGAUGAGGAUAGGACAGCUGACACAGGAGCUGGACACUCUGAAACACAUCCUGUCACAGCGACACCUGCAGGGAGCCGAGGAGGGAGCAGCAGGGGAGUCCAGCCUCUGAGCACAUUUCUUCUUGGCAUUAACAUCCAAUAAUAGUCCUCGGAGUCGUUACCGGUGCGUCCAGGCAGGCCUCCAAGACUCAAAGUUAUUCGCUUCUUAGUGCUCUUUUGAAAUGUUCACUAUAAAGGCAAACAUUUGUCACAAUUUGGGAAAUGGAAAGUGACCUCGAGGAGCAGAUCGAAAAUGAAUUAUUUUGAGUUGAAUGUAAUGUUAGGUAUGCAAAUGUUUAGUUGUUGUGUUGUAAAAUUGUGAGAAGAAGAAGUCGAACAAAUUGGCAGUGUUGUAGCUACUGCUGAGGUCAUUAAGGUCAUGACCUUCUCACUUUUUGGAGACAUUUGGGGGUUAAUAGCAAACUGGGUUACAUCCGACUGUACGAGCCUCCUUCAUUUCAUUUGCAAUAUAUGCCCAGCUUUACAAUUUUGCACAGCAGAAGUUUAGUUAAAAAAUUACAACCUCUCUCCGGUUGUUGAUUGAACUCUUUAAAACUCGUCUCUGUGUAUCAAAGUUAGACAUAGCACUUCAAGCAACUCAGUGGAAAGGUUAUUCAGAUUCAGACAACUUUGUUUAACCCCAGAGGGCAAUUCAUUUAGAUUUUUCUCUACUUUUUACCCCCCUAUAGAAAUCAGAGGAUGGAUACAAGAAAAUUUCAAGUCACUGAACAUCCCUCGGAAUAUAAAUCCGACAUUUAGAAAUUGAAGGAACACAAGGCAUGUAUGUGGUUAACAUGUAGAAAUCCAGACCUCACUUCAACGGAGAGUUUGUGGCUGGAUUUGAAAAUGGCUGUUCACGCUUUAUCCCCCAUGAAUAUGACAGAUCUAGAGCAGUUUUGCAGAGAAGAACGAGGUAAAAUGACAUGCAAAAUGCCACUUUUGGGGGGGAAUUUUAGUCCAAAAAGUAAAAUCAAAGUGAUCCAAAAUUUAAAAAAUAAGAAAAUUUCAGCAGUGGGUGAAUAUUUUUAUCAGACACUGUAACAGCAUUAAGAAAAUAGAAAUGUAAGUGGAGGGCCAUUAAUGCAAAAAAAAAAAGUGAAUUUAGGUUCUGUGAAAUAUGGCUAUAUUUAUAGACACAAUACUGGUGAAAACUGAUUCUUUAUUUGGGCAUUAAGUCUCUGUGGGGCUUCCAACACUUUACAAUAACCUGGACGGCCCUGUGAAAAUGAUUAAUGUAAAGUUUCACAUAUUUCAAAAAGAGUAGAUUUCUAAAUUUUCAAUUUUCAAGACAGAAAUGCUCGGAUGUAUUGGAUACAGGUUCUGUUUUACAGUUGCCACAGAACACAGAAAUCUUGUCAAAGUAAAAGUUAAAAAAGUCCCUUUUAAGAUCAGCAAGAAUAAAAGACAAACAAAAACAAAAAUAUUUAUUUGUCAGCCUUUGUCAGUUGCAAAAGUACAAGUUUUUUUUUA
This is a messenger RNA of Acanthochromis polyacanthus (spiny chromis), 2123 nucleotides long. It is a transcript of the gene cebp1, whose product is annotated as CCAAT/enhancer binding protein (C/EBP) 1. Gene Ontology annotation, molecular function: DNA-binding transcription factor activity, RNA polymerase II-specific; RNA polymerase II cis-regulatory region sequence-specific DNA binding. Lineage: Eukaryota; Metazoa; Chordata; Actinopteri; Pomacentridae. Bases 125 to 724 code for a protein of 199 amino acids. The transcript has 3 exons. Gene Ontology annotation, biological process: myeloid cell differentiation; DNA-templated transcription; regulation of transcription by RNA polymerase II. The record is from RefSeq and is a predicted model, not a curated record.